Punctularia strigosozonata HHB-11173 SS5 is the source of this 927-nucleotide messenger RNA. RefSeq names its product transcription initiation factor IIE subunit beta. Gene Ontology annotation, biological process: transcription initiation at RNA polymerase II promoter. The transcript is spliced from 7 exons. The coding region runs from base 1 to 927 and encodes 308 amino acids. The record is from RefSeq and is a predicted model, not a curated record. NCBI's taxonomy places the organism in Eukaryota, Fungi, Basidiomycota, Agaricomycetes, Corticiales, Punctulariaceae. Gene Ontology annotation, cellular component: transcription factor TFIIE complex.
AUGAGGGAGGAAGGAGAAGUCAAAGACGCGGCCAACUUCAAGUCGGCGCUCGCUCGCCAAGACUUCUCGUCAUGGCAUUCCAACCCAUCCAAUGCGCAGCCGCAGUCUCCAUCGGCGGGUGAGCCCUCUGGUAGCGGCGCCAACCAGAAGAAGAAACGACCCAAGUCAAGCAUGUAUCUCCUCUAUGUGGUGUACUCUCAGCCGGCGGACACGGGCACCGGCGCGAAUAUCAACACCCAGCUCGUCUAUUGCGUUGACCAUCUGAAGUCAAUGGGUGGUCCAACUCGCCUGCAAGACAUCGCUAUCAUGACCAACACACCGCUGCUGGAGAAUGCGCUUCUCUUGGAGAAGUUCAAGGCGCACGAUAGGGUGAUCUACAAUCCAAAAUCCGACACCUACCAGUACAAGUUCGACUAUCAAAUCACCAACAAAGCCCAGCUACUCACGGAAAUCCAGCGACAGUCGCGCAAAGGAGGCGGAGUUUCGAUCAAGAUGCUUAAAGAGUCGUGGAAGGACGCUCAGGGCGCAAUUGACGAACUCGAGAAGGAGGGCGAGGUUUACAUUUCGCGCACGGCGAGGAAGCCGGAACAGAAGAAAGAAAGCAAGCCCAUCUUCGUGUUCUGGAACGAGAUCAAACCGCAUGAACCGGGUGGGGCGAAAGUUGAAGAUGAGGACUGUAUCCAAGAUUUUCUGAAGCUCUGGACUGACCUCAAAGUGCCCGAAGAACCCGAUCUGCUCAAGGCGCUCGCACAAGAGGGUCUCCAGGCCACCGCCGCCGAGAGCAUCGCGCCGAAGCCGCCAACGACGAAGAAGAAGGGCAAACGCUCGGCGGGAAAGCAGCGCCAGGCGCGGAUAACCAAUACCCAUCUGAAAGGAGAGAUCGACCUUUCGCGCGAUUACGCGCCUCCACCGAGCAAUCCCAAAUAA